Messenger RNA from Endocarpon pusillum Z07020, 1176 nucleotides. RefSeq lists its product as uncharacterized. The transcript has 7 exons. Lineage: Eukaryota; Fungi; Ascomycota; Eurotiomycetes; Verrucariales; Verrucariaceae. The record is from RefSeq and is a predicted model, not a curated record. The coding region runs from base 1 to 1176 and encodes 391 amino acids.
AUGGCGACUACGAAUGGUUCUGUGCAAACCAAUGAUAUAGUCACUCUCCCCGUCAUCAACAUCUCGUAUCCUACGCCAGAGAUAGGACGAACAAUGAUCGAUGCUGCUGCCACGCACGGCUUCUUGUACAUUGAUACCAGAGGAACGGACUUCGCGCCUGAGAAUGUGGAGCGCCAAUUUGAAUUGUCGAAACAGUUCUUCUCGUCCCCUGAAGAGGAGAAAGCUGCAUGUCAGAUCGGUUCAGAUAACAGAGGCUGGACGGGCAUGCACUCGGAGACACUUGAUCCAGCAAACCAAAAGCGUGGCGACUUCAAGGAAGCCUUCAACAUUGGUGAAUUCAUUGACAACCAACCGCAACAACCGAUUCCCAAGUCGCUCCAGGGCCAUGAGGAUGAGCUCUUGGACUUCGAAACCCGCUGCCGGAAGACUUGUCAUCGAAUCUUGAAAUUGCUGGCUCUAGGUCUUGAAAUACCAGAUCCAGACUGGUUCUCGUCCCGACACAAGACGCCAUCAGGCUGCACGUUACGCCUCCUUCAUUACCCGGCACUGCCACUGGAUACUGAUUAUCAGCCUGAAGUCGAUAUUAGGGCAGGCGCACACAGCGAUUAUGGGUCUAUAACCCUCCUCUUUCAGCGGCCUUCCCAGCCCGGUCUAGAAAUCCUCACCUCUAGCACGACAACGUCAGAAACCUUAAACUCGACCUCAGCCUCAGAAAACCCCCGAACCCAACAAAACAAGCAACAGAAAUGGUCGCCCGUCCCCGUCAUCCCUUCAAACUACACUCCCGAAACCUCAGACGACCAAACACCCCUCCCACCCAUCCUCCUCAACAUCGGUGACCUCCUCUCGUACUGGACAAACAACCUCCUGAAAAGCACGGUCCAUCGAGUCAUCUUUCCCCACGACCAACACCGAAAUACAGCUUCGGGUGUAGGUGUACUGGGCGAGGAUAGGUACAGUAUAGCGUAUUUCUGCCAUCCGACCGAUAGCACGCUGUUGGAGGCUGUGCCAUCGAGACUUGUUCCGGACAUCACGCAUCAUCCUUCCACCACAGCGGCCGGGGAUGGAGGCUUCGAGGUCGGGUAUGGAGGUGGUGCAGGUGGUGCGAAGGUUCUGACCGCGAAAGAACAUCUGAUCAGGCGGCUGCAGGCGACGUAUGGGUUUGAACAUAAGUAA